Molecule: messenger RNA, 727 nt
Organism: Paramecium sonneborni
Lineage: Eukaryota; Ciliophora; Oligohymenophorea; Peniculida; Parameciidae
Source: the annotation of a GenBank genome assembly
AUGAGAACUCAUUCAUAAAAUGAAAAUGGAACUUUAUAAUAAUAAUUGGGUCGUUUGAGGAUUCCAAAAGUACUCUUCUUGCCAGGUGAACCUAUGGCCAAAUAACGAAUUGCUUCUCUUCCUUCAAGUCCUGUUAAAGGAAUUACAAAUUAAAUUGAUAUUUAAGAGAAGUUAAAGAUAUUAUAGGCUGAGAGAGAAGCUAAAUAGAAGUUGUAAGAAUAAGAAAUGUUUGAAAGAGAUAAAAGAUGUACAUUUAAUAGAUAAGCUCACAUUAUAAACAAGUUGCAUAAUGUCGAAUAGUAGUUAGAAAAAUGGAAGAAAACAAGACAUAAUAUUCAAUUGUAAGUUGUUAGAGUAGCAAAAGUGUUAACAAGACCAGGAUGAGUUAGGUGAUCGAAUCUUAAUAAAAAACUGCACUUGAAUUUCACCGAUCUAUUUAACAAAGGAAUAAGAGUUACUCUGAGUUCGAAUAAAAAAAUGUUGGAAUCUAAAUUAAUGAAGUAUUUUUAAAAAGAAAGGAUAGAAUGAGAGAACGAUCAUAAAUGGUUAAUUAAACUAGAUAUAAAAAUUAUGUCGAUUAAGUAUCCUCUUCUUUAUAUUCAAGAUUGAUAAAAGUGUACGAAUCAUGUAGAAAAAAUAUAAAACUUAAAAGAAAUGUUUUACACUUCGAAAGCCCUUUUAUAAUAUUAAUGAACUUAAAAAUUAUUCUCACUUCUUAUUAUUUUGA